Molecule: messenger RNA, 927 nt
Organism: Trichomonas vaginalis G3
Lineage: Eukaryota; Parabasalia; Trichomonadida; Trichomonadidae
Product: transposon family
Exons: 1
Coding region: 1-927 (308 amino acids)
Cellular component (GO): nucleus
Molecular function (GO): DNA binding
Source: RefSeq, a predicted model, not a curated record
AUGGGUCUUGUUUUAAGAGGUUUUCAUCAACCCAGAGAAAGUGAAGGAACAAACUUAGAAGAAGAAAUUAACGAUUUUGAAUUAACAAAAAGACAACUAUUGGAAAAGCAUAGGAAUGACCAAUUUAUAUCGCGCUUAAUAAAUAUGGACGAAAGUAAAUGGUAUGAGCAUCCAAUUUUUGGUUUGACAUUUGGAUUUAAAGGCGUAAAAAAUGUUGUUUUCAAGACAUACAAUGAAAAAGCUUGUAUUACAAUAGUUGCUACCAUUACAUCUAACGGAGAACAACGAUUACCAUUAAUGAUUCUACUUAAAGAUUCAGAAGAAUGUAAGACUUUUGCUGAAAAAUUUCCUAAUAUAUAUUUUGUUGAAUCUAAUAAAGGAUGGACAACAGAAACAGGUAUGAUAAAAUACAUCAAAUUUAUUGUUGAUUUUUAUAAAAAGAAUUACUUCUCACACAAUCAAGCAUAUUUUCGUGAAAAAGAGAAUCAGCACAUAGACUUAAUCGUAGACAAAUAUCUGUCUCAUAUAGGCGGUCAAAAACUGAAACAAUGUUUAGUAAAAAAUAAUGUAUCAAUUUAUUUUGUUCCGUCGGAUGCCACAGGUAGGUGUCAGCCGCUUGAUGUCAGAGUCUUCGGGGCUCUAAAAGGAUCAGCAAGUAAGUUGUAUUGGCAAGAAUUUAUCUUUAAUCGAAAUUUUCAAUUAAAUAGAACAAAUUCAAUUCGUAUUCUUGAGAAAGCAUGGGAUCAACUCGACAAGAAAACAAUCGCAGAUGGAUGGAAAGAAUACGAAAGAAUUAUGAAAUUUAAUAACACUGAUAAUAGCAAAAUUUAUGCUCAAAUAAAUAAAUUGCAUGGUGAUGUCUACGAGCGCAUAAUGAAUAUAAAUGAUCAAUUGAUUCUCAAAAAAAAUGAAUUCGAAAUUAUAUAA